Messenger RNA from Chlamydomonas reinhardtii, 8286 nucleotides. RefSeq lists its product as uncharacterized. NCBI's taxonomy places the organism in Eukaryota, Viridiplantae, Chlorophyta, Chlorophyceae, Chlamydomonadales, Chlamydomonadaceae. Gene Ontology annotation, molecular function: acyltransferase activity, transferring groups other than amino-acyl groups. The transcript has 12 exons. The coding region runs from base 231 to 7292 and encodes 2353 amino acids. The record is from RefSeq and is a predicted model, not a curated record.
CAGGCAAGCGCUGGUCCUCAAGGGGCAGCGAAAAAGGCGACCCACUUUUCACUUUGGCGCCUGUUUCCAUGCGAGCAACCUUCUUGCCGACGAAGUGUUCAUAGCAGGAGUAUCACAGUACAUACUAUUCCUGAGGUCUGAUUCAAUGCUGUAUUGUUGCUUAGCACGUUUUCAUGCAAGCUAGCGAGACGGUGGAAAUUUGGCACCCUUAAGCGAGGCGGCCCACACAAAUGCGAAGAUCGCGCUUUGGAAGGUUGGAAGGCGGGUUGCGGGGCCUCAUGCGGCCCAAGCUCGCCGUCGCGCAGGCCGGCUCCCAGGGUGACGUGUCGUUCGAGCUGCUGCCGCCCUUCGGCUCCGCGCUGGAGCCGGAGCACCUCGACGCCUUCCACGCCGCCGGCCUCGUCCUGCAGCACGCCUUCCCCAACAUCACAUCUGACGUAAAAGGCUGUGUGUACCGUGGCCGGUUUGCACGCUCUGGAAAGCAAGCCAGCAGCGACUUGGGCCAGUUCGAGCCCUACCUGACCGCCUGCCUGUGGCUGGGCGGGGAGGUGGUGGCGGCGGCGGCGCUGCGCCUCAACCUGCCGCCGCCGCCCUCGUCCGCGUCCUCGUCGGCGGCCGCAUCCACCAGUAGUGGCGCCGGGGCGGAAGGCACGCACCUGCAGGUUGUGCUGCAGGCCACGGCGCCUGCCCUGCAGCGGCGCGGGCUGGGGCGGCUGCUGACGCGAUGCAUCAUGCAGACCGCAGCGGAGCAGGGGCACCAGUACAUCACGGCUCUGGUUUCGGACCAGAACACGACCCAGUUUUGGGAGGAUUUGGGUUUCGCCGCCGCGCCGGUGCGCUUCAGCAAAACGCAGUCGCUGAUGCUGCACAAGGUGCUGAGCGAGAGCCGCACGCAGUCGCUGUUCACGGAUGUGGGCGUGUGGUUUGAGGAGCUGCCUCAAAUACAGCAGCAGCGGGAGGCGGGCGGCGACGAUGAGGGGGAGGGGGAGGGCAAGGAAGAGGGGGAGGAGAUGGUGGGGGCUCGCGCAGAACGACGGGAGCCCGCCGCUGACCAGCAGGCGCUGGGGGCGGCACCUGCUGCUGCUGUCAAGCAGGAGGCAGAUCCAGCGGAGGAAAGCCCCGGCGGCGCUGCUACUGGCAUUGUAUUGGGCCCGUCGUGCGGCAGCAGCAGGGACACGCGCGCGGCGCCGCCCCAGCAGCUGGGCUCAGCUCAGCAGCUGGUGCAACAGGCGGCCGCACGUGUGUCGGCCGCCUUUGCAGCCACCUCAGCUGGGGCCAGGAGCCAGGCUGCUUCAGGUGCUGCCCCUGCCACAGCCACCACUGCGUCAGCCCCUGAUGUCCGUGCUCCUCGAAAGCUGGAGCAGGCAGCAACAGGCCAGCAGGGCGCGCAGGCUGGCGGGCGGCGGGAGAUUGCAGUUCCGCCGCCACCGCCGCCGCCGCCGCAGGACGGCGGCCUCACGUCUCUGUUGUCCCGGCAGCUGCACAAUGGAGUGGCGGCACCUGCAGCCGUGUCACAGGCUCAGCAGCAGCGCCACCAGCACCAGCAGCCGCUUUGGCAGCAGCAGUCUUUCUGUCUUGACAGCUACAGCCGCAGGACUGGCGCCUGCGGCCUGUCACGUGACGCCGCGUUUGCCGCUUUCCCGGUGGAGGCGGAGGCCGUGGCACGGGCUUUCCAGGCCAGGGAAUCGCGUGAGCCAGCCGCGGCGGCUGUCGCUGCUACAGCGGCGGCAGCCCUGAACUCCGCUGCUACAGCCGCCGCAGGCACCAAGCAAGCAGGGGCGGCGCCUGGUGCUACAGCCACUACGGCAGCGGAAGAAGUAGCCAGCGGCGAUCCAGGAGCAGCAGCAGCUGUUGCUACUGCCGCCGGCAGCUGUAGCCGUGACGUCGAGCUCUACUAUCGAGCGGUGGUGGCGGCGGCGACGGGAAUGCCGGGAUCACCGGCGGCGGGCGGCGGGGCUGCUGGAGAAGGGCCGCAGCAGGAAGCCGGGCUUGUUGAUGGCGUGCGGCCGUACUCGGGGGCGCGCCUCACCUGCCGCGGGCUGCACCGCUACAGCCUCUCCGGUCUGGGGCCGCUACGGCGGGCGCUCGGCACCGGCAACAGCACACCGCUGCAGCUGGCGGUGCUACUGCCGUGCGGGCGUGCGGUGAUGGGGCUUUUGCCGGCCGCGGCUGUGGCCACGGCGACUGGGGAGGAGCCUGGGGCGGCGGCAGCGAAUGGGCCCACCGCAGCACCGGACGGGCAGCAGCAGCUGGGACUUGUGCUCACCAAGUCCUUUGCCGCCUUCGUCAACAACCAUUUUGCUGUAAGGUACACGCUGGUGGAGGCGCUACUGGGCUCGGAGGCGGCGGCCUCCCAUGACACACCACCCGUUAUCCUUCAUGACAGCAACACGGGUGCUCCCAUCCCUGGCGGAGGAAGGCUGGUCGUCAGCGGCAGCAGCAGCCGCGGUCAGCAGCGGCGGGCUGCGGCAGAGCCUAGCGCUGCUGGCGACCGCAGCUGCAGCAGCGGCCGGUCGCCGGUGCUUCCUCGCUGGGAGGUGGCGGGGCUGGGCCCAUGGAUGCGGGCGCUCGGCGCGGCGGAGGGCGACCGCCUCGUCUUCAGCACCGCUGAUGGCAGCAGUCUGCGGACUGCCGCCGCAGUAAGCGCCGCUGCUGGUGAUGCUGACGCCGCCGCUGUGGCAGGGGCGGGCACCGGCGCCGCCGAUGAUUCUGGUGACAGGGAUGGGACGGUGGGCGCAUCGCUGGGCGUUGUUUCUGUGCGGUUCAUCAAAGCUGCGAAGCAGCGGGCCAUCGGCAGCGUCGGCGGGGCAGCUGGCGGCUCUUCAGCAGCCGACGGCUCUUCAGCAGCAAGUCUUGCUGCGCAUCAGCAGCAACCAAGCGGCAGCAGCUGCGUGGAGGGAGGGGCCGUGGCGGGCACCGUGGUUGUGGCCUGCAACCAGCAAUUCUGCUGGCUAACAGUUCAGGCCGUGGCGCAGCUGCUGGGGCACGAGGCUGCGGUGAGCGGUGUGCUACCUGGCACGACGCCAGGCCCGGCGGCGCUGCCGCUGCGCGUGCCGCCGCACCAGCGGCAGUUUGCGCCGUCGGCCGUCCUCCAGAGCGACGGCAUCCGGGCCGUGGAGCGCAUCGCGCGGUGGCGGCUGCAGGGUCUGGCCAAGUGGCUGCGGCAUGUGGGCGCGGGGCCCGGUAGCAGCUUGCGCUUCACAGCCGUGCGGGAGGCCGCUGGUGCAGAGGCGGAGGCGGCAGUGGCGGAGGCUGCUGCUGCGGCUGGUCAUGCCGCAGCGGCUGCUGCAGGUGGCCGUUUGGUGGCUGUGGAGGUCAGCUUGGAGAGCGCGAGCAGCCGCAGUGAUGAGGCCGGGCUACCCAAGCCAGCGCCGCUUCAUGCGCCCGCUGCCGGCGGCUCGCACACGCCAUCGGCGGAAGGGCCUGGUGUUGAGCGGUCUGGUGUUGAGCGGGCACGCACAAAGCUAGCGCAGCAGGUGGCACCGCCGGCAGCAGCAAUGGGGCUGCAGCUGCAGCCGCAGCCGCACGUGGGCGGGCCGCGAGGCGACCUCAUGGCCGGGAGCGACCGCAGCGGACACACUGCAACAGCAGCAGGUGGUGGUGGUGGUGGUGGUGGUGGUGGUGGUGGUGGGGGUGGGGGUGGGGGUGGUGGUCAGCCGCGGCAAGGCGCAGCAAGCCAGCAGCAGCAGGCAACGCGCGCGCAGCAGCAGCAGACGGGGUCCUUGCCUCGCUUCACCACGCGCAAAAUUGACAGCUUUGAGGGGCUGUUCGAUAGCCCGCCCCGCACUGCUGCGGCUGCUGCUGCGCCACCGGCGGCCGCCGCCACUCACGGCAAGACGGCGGCGGCGGCACCAGGAUUGUCUGCAGCUGCGGCGGCGUUAUGGAUACCGCACAUUACUCCACCUACCGCCGCGCUAGGCAGCAGCCGGGCUGAUGAGCAUGCCACCGGGACCACCGGCGAGCGCGCUGCUGCGCAACCGCUAGGUAGCGCAACAGUGCGCGUGAAGCAGGAGGCAAAUGCAAACGAAGCGGAAGUCGGACCGGCGGUCACCCAAAGACACAAAGACGACACAGAGACUCCGCCGCCGCCGCCGACUCGGCCUCCGCCGCCACCGCCGCGACCGGCAGGCAGCAGCGGCCGGGGCAGCUCAGGCGCGGGAGGCUGGAGCCGCAUCCAUCCGCCGGUGACCUCCGCGCGGCCGCAGCCGCCUACCGGUGCCCCUGUUGCGGCACAUGGAGAUGCGGCGUUCACGAGCGGAACCGGAGGCGUCCAUUCUGUGCAGGAUCAGCAGCCAACAGACCUGGCGCAAGACGCAGCAGGCAAGUGCUGUGUCAAGACGGUGGCGGCAAGCCCUGCUGGCGGCGGCGGCGGCACGAUGCCGCCGGUGGCUGAUCAGCAGCCGGCGACGGUGGCUGCUGCCGCGGCGGCGGCCGCACGCGCACCCGUCGGUGGCACGACUGGUGCUGAUGCCGUUGUCAGCGGGCGCUUGGGGGUGGAGGAAGGCGGUGGCAGCAGCGGCAGUGGCGGCAGCAGCAGCAGCAGCGCGAGUGCUGCUGCUGUUGUGAUGCUGCCCGCCGCGGACGCCAUGGAUGACAUCACUUUGGCCUGCAGGCAGCAGCAGCACCAGAGGGAGCGGCAGCAGCAACACCACCAGCUGCUGCUGCCGCCGCACGAGCGCAAGCGCCCCCGGGGCAGGGAGUGGCCGCGGCGGCACCAGCAACACCGUCCCGAGCAGGAGCAGCAGCCGGCAGCGGACUUGGCGUCGCCAGCCAAUACCCCACAAGCAGCCGACAGAAGGCGACCGGGGGCGCAAGCGGUCGCGCCGCUCGAGCCCAUGGCUAGGUCCGCCGCGGCGGCUUCCGCCGCCAGCACUGGCGGCGGAGGGCCACUGCCGCCGCCGGCGGAUCCAGAAGCUGCGGCGCCAGGAGCGGUGUCAUCACUGCCUGAAGCGCUGGCGGAGCACUACCCAAAGGUCUUCAAGCUGAUGACGGCGAUCUGGCAGCAGCAGCGGGACCCACAUGGGCGCGUGGCGGUGGCGGCAGGCCGCGGUGCUGUGGCUGCUGCUGCCGCCAGCUCCAGCCCCAGCAGUAGUGGGCCGCCGCCGCCGCCCUGCGCACCACUGCUGCCCCUGGAGGUGCUGCAGCGCUAUGCGGGCAGAACAGGCUGGCGGUGCGAGUUGGAACUGGAGCGGCACCAUCAGUAUGUAGGAGAGAGUGGUGCUGCUGGUGCUUGCAGCAGUGGCGGAGGUGCUGGCGGCGCUUCAGGGCCUGGUGGCGGCGCGGCGGCCUCCACCACAGCCAGCCGAGCCUGCUUUGCCGCAACGGUGGAGCUACGCUCGGGGGAGACGGGUGCAACAAUAAUCGCCGUUGGCAAGGUCGCUGCGGACAAGGACACGGCGCGGCAGCUGGGCGCGGCGGCGUGUCUGCAGCAGCUGCUGGCGGCAGGCGUCAGCCCCACCGCCCUCAUGCCGCCGCCUCAGCCACCACCACCACCACAACCCAUGUGGCCGACGACGGCACAGCAGCAUGCGCACAACUUUGAAGCCCCGCUUCCGCCACUUCCGCCAGCACAGCCGCAGCAGCAGCAGCUGCCGCCACCACAGCCCCCGCUCCCGCAGGAACAGCCUCCGGCACCUGCACCGCCACAACCCCUGCAGCCGCCGCCGCCACCACCCUUACAACCGUCGCCGCCCUCACAACUGUCGCCGCUGGAUUUCCUGACGCCACAGGCGCCUCCCGGCAGCACGCUCCACACCGCCGCUGCGCACCACUCUGUGGGCUGCGCCGGCGGCUCGGCCGCUGCGGGCUCGGCCGCCGGGCCCGCCACCGCCGCCGCCUUCUUGGACGGUGGCUUUAUCACACCGACAGGGACUCAGCACCAGGCACAGAACCCGCCCAAUGCGGCGCAUACAGCAGGCUACUCAGCCGGCAGUGCCCUGCCCUCCUCUAUGCCCACGCAGAUGCAGCCCACACUGCCAGCGCAGCCGCCGCUGUUGAAUCAACCACCACUGCCAAUGCAGCCGCCCCUGCCAGCACAGCUGCCGCCGCUGCCGCCGCAGCCGCCGCUGCCAUUACAGCAAGCACCGCUGCCGCACGACUACUGGCCGCAUCAGCAGCCCUGGCUGCCGCCCAUCCCAGACACGAGUCAACCACUGCACGGCGGCGGGCACGAAUGUGCAUCACAGCAGCACUGGUACGAAGAGCACCAGCAGCAGCACCAGCAGCAACAGCAGCAACAGCAGCAACAGCAACAGCAGCUGCAUGUGCAGCCUUCACACAACGCACUGCUGCCUGGGCCGCAGAACUCGCAUGGCGGGCGGUUUGGUGACUCGAGCGGCGGCGCGUGCCCUGCUGGUGGUGGGGCUCGUGCUGACUCGGACAGGGGCGGCUGGCGGGGGGCUGGCAGGAGCGGCGGUAGCAGCGACGGCAGUAGCAUGUGCAGCAGCCAUACAGUGCUGUGUCCCGACGCUUUCAGCGGUGCUGCUCUGCUGGCGGCGCAGCCGUCGUGGCUCGGCCCCUACCCGCCAGCAUCGGCCCAGAUGGGUGCGGCAACACAGCAGCACGCCGCCGCCUUCAGGUACGACCAGCAGCAUCUGCAACAACGUCAUGCUCUGGUCCAGCACCAGCAUGCGCACAGCGAGGCGCAGCCCCUGCCCCUCCUGCAGCCGCUGUCACACCUGCUGAGCACCACUCCGCCUGUGUCGCUGCAGCCAGCGCCGCCGCCACCCCAGCGGCUUCCUGUCCAUGCACCCGUGCCGCAGCAGCCGCCGCCAUGGGCACUAGGCCUACAACAGCUUCAUGCGCAGCCUGUGCUACUGCCGCUACAACCGCCGCAGCCGGAGAUGCAGCAGCAGCAGCAACAGCAACAGUACAUCAUGUCGCUACCGCAGCCACAGCUGCAGCCGCACCAGCAGCAGGGCCCGGGCUUGACCCAGCACCAGCACCAGGCGCCGCCGCAGCUACUGCCGGCGAUACAACCGCCGGCAAGCGGCGGGCUCGGGCUGUCCUGCUGGGUCCGCGGCGGAGGCGGACACACGAACCCAUGCGACCCGCCACCUUCACAGCUGGCCCCAGGGCCGUACACGCCGGCACAGGCGCCACAGCAGCCGCAGCCAGAACCAGUGGGGGCCUGGGGCGCCGUGCCGCUGCCUCCACAAUCUCUGCCGCCUGCUGCUGGCAACGAUUGCUGGCAGCAGCAGCAGCAACAGCAGCAGUGGCAGCAACAGCAACAGCAACAGCAGCAGUGGCAGUGGCUUCCCCCGGCGGCGCACCAGCAAGGGCUCGGCCACUAGGGCUCAUGAUGGGGCCCCGGUUGGCACGUUGCUGGAAGGAUUGAGUUCAGUUGCAGGUUGUUGCAGCGCCUAGCAUACCGUAGCACAAGGGGUGCUAGGGAUGCCUGCCACGGCAUUGAACCAUGCACAAAAUGCAGUGAACAUGUAUAUCUUAAGCCUCAGGCUCGAAGCAGGGAGACUGGCUGGCACCAGUGGACGGAAAGACAGCAAGUGUCAGCAAUGUUUAGAUGUGCGCGCAGCUACGCGCCCGGGCACCUAGGAGCGCCUUGUCAGGAUGGAGGAGCAGCAGCAGCAGCAGGGCGAAGGAUUUCAUGACGAGGGCGGAGGGCGCGCGUUGGCGACUGGUCAAGUUUUGGGGGUUUGGGCUUGAAGGGAAUGAAAUAUGUGCAGAACGCUUUUAUUUGGCGGCCCCGGCACCUCCCGCACAUCUCUGCGGCGGGGGCAAUCGCUUACACGUGUAUCCGUGGAGUGACGGAGUCUGCGCGAUGACGCCAGGAGUGUCAGGACCGCGACUCAAGCAAGCAGCAACAUUUAGCCGCACCUGCGCUACUGCUCCGGACAGCGCUACCCAAGGCGCUACCCCCGACAAGUUGCAGCAUGCGUCCAUGACAGCUCCGUGCCCGGCUUAUUCGAACCGUCGACGGUCCCAGACACGUUAGCCUUCGGAGUUUGCGCUGCACCUCGCCUCUCUGAUUCCUGCCGGGAGGGGGGGGGGUCAGGGGGGGUCGUUUGCCGCAAGGGUUGUUGUGGCGGUUAGCGGAUGAGUGUGUUUCUUCAGGUGCUGGUUUCGGCGGGCUCGCCGGCUUGCAAACUGACGCUUAUUAUAGAAGCAUCACGAUUAGCAUAGGGUGAGCAGCGAGCGCAUUUGCGUGUGCGGAUUGGCGACUGGCCCUAGCGGGACAGAAUACGUUUCACAUAGUAUGAUAGAAUUUGAUAGUCAGUUUAGACUACAGGUUUCAGAUUUGCAAUUGUCGGCCUGUAAAUUGGUCCUGGA